UUUUUUUAGUGGACCGUGCUUUCAUUCAGUUGAUUCGGCUUUCAUGGCGCAACGUUUCCGUGCACUGCUUGAUUUGUGCAAGCGCCGAGGCUUUUUGUAUCAGUCGGCUGAGAUUUACGGAGGACUUCGUGGUGCCUACGAUUACGGUCCUUUGGGGGUGGAAUUGAAAAAGAACAUUUUGAACUCAUGGUGGCGACGACACGUUUACUUUCGCGACGACGUCGUGGGUCUUGACACCUCCAUUAUUACACCUCAUCCUGUACUGAAAGCAUCCGGUCACGUCGACGAAUUCACCGACUUGCUUGUGGAUUGCACGUUGACAAAGGAACGGUUUCGUCCCGAUAAAGCACCCCCGCUCACGUUUAUUGCAGACAAGGAAAACAAAAGCGGCCAUAUUCCAUUGACCGCCCCUGAUAAAGCUACGGCGGUGGCGUGGCAGAAACUCAUCCAAGAACAACUUGCUCCUGGUAUUCUAAUGACUUUGAAAAAUAAUCAAUUGCUGCUGCAAGUGCAAGCAUUGACUCAGCCGGAUGAGCAGGGUCAGGGUGGAAUGAUCGCCUUUGCUACAGAAUCCGGUCAGCCUUUCAACGUCAACUACCACGGCUACGUCGAACCAGAUAGUAACUCGCCCUUUUUGACCGAUAGCCGACCCUUCAACUUGAUGUUCAAGACGUUUCUCGAUCCCAUUGAUCCCAUCGAUCGCGUCAUUCAGACCACCAAAAAUCAUUCUCCCGACAAUUCUUUGCCGCUUCGUGAAGCGGUGGAUGAGGUGCUUCGACCUUCGACGGUGUACCUUCGACCGGAAACCGCGCAAGGGGUGUUUAUCAAUUUUGAACAAGUGGUGCGCACCAUGAAGACCAAGCCGCCUUUUGGGAUUGCUCAGGUGGGCAAAUCAUUCCGCAACGAAAUUCGCUUGGAACAUGGCAUCUUCCGCACGCCCGAAUUUGAGCAGUUGGAACUCGAGUAUUUUGUUGCGCCUUGGGAAUCCCGGCAUUGGUAUAAUUACUGGCGACGACAGCGAUACCAGUGGUGGAUGGAGCUUGCUUCGCAUCCCGACAAUUUCCGGCAACGGGAUCAUUCGGCUAACGAAAUGGCCCACUAUGCCACGGGAUGUACUGACGUGGAGUAUCUGUUCCCAUGGGGAUGGGGCGAAGUGGAAGGCGUGGCGCACCGUGGUAACUACGAUCUCACACAGCAUAUGAACAACAGCAAUGCCAAUUUUGAAGUGAUCGAAGACACGCCGACAAUCUCUGCUGAUGUCGACGGCGAUGUUUCGAUGAUACCCGAGGAGAGGCCGGCACGAUAUGUACCUCAUGUCGUAGAAAGUUCAUGCGGCUUAAACCGAGCCAUGCUGGCUUUCCUCUGUGAUGCGUUCCACGAAGUCCGUGAUGACUCGGGCAAAAACAAGCCGCCUCGCACCGUGCUGAAACUCCAUCCUCGUCUCGCUCCCAUUAAAUGUGCGGUAAUGCCGCUCACCGGAAAACCCGAGUUCAUGUCCAUCACACAAAAAGUCGCCAAAUCCCUCCGACGACAUGGAUGGUAUACAGUGGUAGAAUCCCAAAAACUCAAGAUUGGCAAACGAUAUUACCGACAUGAUGAGAUUGGUACUCCCUGGUGUAUUACCGUGGAUUAUCAGUCGCUGGAAGAUCAUACCGUGACGAUCCGUGACCGUGACACAGGCGAUCAGGAACGCGUGCAUUGGAAAGAAGUGCAGCAUGUCGUGGCCAAAAGACUCAUGGAAGGAGAAGCGGACGAUUUACUAGACUAAUUUUGACCGCCAAUGUAAACUAAAUAACUCGCACUUAACUGUAUACACUAAAUACUACCAAUAAAUCAUACAUUCAAAAAGUCUUUCAUCC
This is a messenger RNA of Radiomyces spectabilis, 1859 nucleotides long. RefSeq names its product glycyl-tRNA synthetase. Gene Ontology annotation, biological process: glycyl-tRNA aminoacylation. Lineage: Eukaryota; Fungi; Mucoromycota; Mucoromycetes; Mucorales; Radiomycetaceae. Gene Ontology annotation, cellular component: cytoplasm. The transcript has a single exon. The record is from RefSeq and is a predicted model, not a curated record. Gene Ontology annotation, molecular function: ATP binding; glycine-tRNA ligase activity. The coding region runs from base 44 to 1768 and encodes 574 amino acids.